AUGCUGUUCGCCGUUCUGUUGUGCCUCCUGGCGGCUCUUCUAACCUUUAUUGUAUCUUGUCGCUCUUCCCAAAGCCGGGAGAAGCCUCUCCCUCCGGGCCCGUCUAAGCUUCCUGUAAUUGGAAAUGUUCAUCAGGUUCCUCGAUUACAGUUCUGGAAAACCAUGGCGGAUUUUGUUGAUCGGUACGGGCCGAUCGUCAGUGUGAAACUGGGGCAGCAGCAGCUCAUCGUUCUGGGAAACCAAACGAUUGCCCGCUCUCUUCUGGACCGCAAGAAUACCAAAUACAACUCCCGGCCCCAUCUCAGAGUCGCAGAGAGAGCUUGGCUCGGGCCAAUGGUCGCACUCAUGCCUUACGGGCCCGAAUGGCGUACUUACCACCUGAUGCAGACAGCUGUCUUGAGCUCUCGUGCCGUUCGCCUCUACGACAAGAUCUACAGCACGGAAACCACCCAGCUGCUGCAUGACCUACUCUCUACCAACGACUAUCCACCUCGGAUCUACCGCUAUUCGUCCGGCCUCGCUUAUGCCGUGGCAUAUGGCAUGCGAAUGCCUCGCGGAGAUGAGUUUGAGAUUAGCGAGAUUAACGAGAUUGCCCUGAAAUUUUUCCUCGCCGCUCAGCCAGGCUACUGGUCGGUAGACGACUUCCCGUUCUUACGAUAUCUUCCCGGCUUUCUGACGCCGUGGAAGUCAUAUGCAGCCCAUGUCAAUCAGAUAAUCUCGGAUGGAUUUCAAAGGGCAUACAGUAAUGCGCUGCAACGAGACUCUUGGAGCUGGGCGCGAGUACUCGCCGAGCAAGAGACCCUGAGAGCCUUGCCAAAGGGCUCGAUAUCCUUCGUUGUUGGCGAGCUCUGGGCGGCCGCACAUUUCUCGUCCUCCAACAUGUUGGUUGCAUUGAUACGGUUGAUACUCUACCACCCGGAAGAGGUUCAAAGGGCCCAAGAAGAGCUGGAUAGCACGGUUGGAGUACAGCGACUGCCCCAGCUAGCCGAUCUGGACAACAUGCCGUACGUCAGAGCUUUCAUCCGCGAAGCCCUUCGAUGGCUGCCGAGCUCUGGAACCCCUCACGCCAGUACGGAGGAUGAUGAGUUCAUGGGGUACCGGAUUCCACGAGGCUCCAUGGUGGUUCCCCAUUAUUGGUUCGUGGAUAUGGAUUCAGACGUAUACAUGAAUCCCCUCAAAUUUCGGCCCGAACGAUUCGUCAAUGACCCGAAGCUGCCGCUGAGAACCUUCGGGUUCGGUAGUCGCAUCUGCACUGGCCAGUACUUUGCCCAAAAUUCCUUCUCCAUGGUCAUCAUGCGACUCCUGUGGGCGUACAACAUUCGCUUUCCGGACUAUGUCGAUACGGAAGCGGAGCCGAUUGGGCAGCUUGAGGCGCGGAUAUUUACGAUGAAUGAAAAACCCACUGAGGCCGUCUUCACGCCCCGCUCCGGUGCCCACAGAGAGCUCAUUGAACAGGCAUAUGCGAGUCUAGACAGCGUUGACGAUGCUCUCAAACCCCUUCAGAGCAUCAAAGUGAAUAUCCCGAAGAGUUUCUAG
Messenger RNA from Aspergillus clavatus NRRL 1, 1536 nucleotides. Its product is annotated as cytochrome P450. The coding region runs from base 1 to 1536 and encodes 511 amino acids. The record is from RefSeq and is a predicted model, not a curated record. The transcript has a single exon. Lineage: Eukaryota; Fungi; Ascomycota; Eurotiomycetes; Eurotiales; Aspergillaceae. Gene Ontology annotation, molecular function: oxidoreductase activity, acting on paired donors, with incorporation or reduction of molecular oxygen; iron ion binding; heme binding.